UUCCAUUCAUUUCUAACACAUGUACGUACGCAAUCCCCUACCAAAUGUCACUUCAAAUACAGGACAUCUCUAUCUUUAAAUAAAUUUGAGCUGUACUUAAGUGCGAAACUGUCCCUUGCUACCAUGAAACUUAUAUUUUGCUUUAAACAUGAACCAACAAUUCUUAAUUGUAAUUUCUUUUUAUCUUUAAAAAGGGUAUUGACAUCCCAAUAUUUAGUGGGACGUUCCCAGGUAUCGUCCGUUAGUGACAGUCUGCUGGCAAAUCCAGACAUGCGAUGGAAGGAUGCUGAUGUGAAGGACACAAAGACACCUGAUUCAAAAACUAUGGCAUUUCAUUCAGAGUGUCAACCUGACAUUCAGUUGAUAUGGAACCCGAUUAUUCAGAGAACUGCAGAUUUUUUGAAGCUGUUUUUGACAGAAGAUUUGGUUUUCUCCAUCUGUAUUGCCACCAACCAUUAUGCUGAGAUGGCCAUAUCUCGAGGGAAGAAUUGUCAUUAUGCUUCCCAAGGAAAUUCGCAUCCUCUCACUGUAGAGGAAUUGCACAGUGGAACAUAAUGGCAAAACGUCAUAUUAUUAAUAUGAGAAUUGGACAAGGAUUAACCCCUGGAUAUAUCAGAAGUUGGAGCAGAUGCCUAGGAGGAUUAAGCAUCCCUGUGGACUGGUCAAAACGCCAUGAGGCCUAUCUCUUGAUCAGGUAAACGGAGUUAUUCGUACUCCAUAUCAAUGUGUCAAGAACAGCCUAACAAUGGGUAUGAAACACGUCAGAGAGCAUUGGACUCAUUGCUAGGUUGUAUUGACAAACUAGAUCGUUAUUACCGCCAUCGAAUUUGCGAAAUGAUGACCUUAAACGAGGCUGUUGAAAUCCCUGCAGCAUCAACGUUUUAAAUCAAGAAAUAAAAAAGAACAAAAUAUAUUUUAUUUUUACUUCAAGUGAAUGCAAUUUCAAAGAUGUUUCAAAAGUA
Messenger RNA from Ostrea edulis (European flat oyster), 962 nucleotides. RefSeq lists its product as uncharacterized. The record is from RefSeq and is a predicted model, not a curated record. Bases 124 to 555 code for a protein of 143 amino acids. NCBI's taxonomy places the organism in Eukaryota, Metazoa, Mollusca, Bivalvia, Ostreida, Ostreidae. The transcript is spliced from 3 exons.